Molecule: messenger RNA, 2943 nt
Organism: Leptosia nina
Lineage: Eukaryota; Metazoa; Arthropoda; Insecta; Lepidoptera; Pieridae
Source: the annotation of a GenBank genome assembly
AUGGCGGACGACAAUACUAUCAUCGAGGGAACUGUCAAGUUCCGUGACGGAAAGAAGUGGAAGUCGAGAUGGUGUGUGAUGCGGAAACUUUCACCUGUCGCGGACAGCGUGCAGCUGUUGGUCUAUCGCGAGGCGAAGGCGCGAUGGGGCGGAGGCACCAAGGCGUCCCUAGCUCUGCAGCAAUAUCUCGGUUGCGAGAGCGGCUUCACCUUGGACAAGCACUCGCAUACCCUCGCUCUUCUCUGCGCUCACUUCACCGUCGUCCUUGCCUUCGAAACGCGCGAGCGCCUGAUGCAGUGGCAGGUGAAGGUCAGCUCGCAUCUUGGCGAAGGCCGGCAGUACCUGGUGGUGGUGUGCGCGGGUGCAGCGGGGGGCAAAGGUCGUGUCCCGACUGGUCCGGCGCGGCUCCACUUACAUCGAAGUCGGUUCGCGCUCACCGCCGGUGUUCCGCCCCGACUGCUUGGUGUAUGGGAGAUAGCACAUCUACGGCGUUACGGCGUGAUCGACGGAAAGUUCUGUUUCGAAGGCGGGUCGCAAUGCGGCAAGGGAGAGGGCUUGCACGUGCUAGUGUCGGAUCAGGCCGCUGAUAUCCUUAGGGACUUUGAGCUUGCCUCAAGGGGACAGCUCUCGCCAAAGCGAAGGACGUUUUUGACCAAGCUCAAUGAAGGAUUAGAGAGCCCGAGGUCACAAACAACUUUUAGGCCAGAGAUGCGACGCGAAUUAAAUACGAUAGACAGGUCACUUCCACCAACGGAUUUGCGUCUAUACGAAGACCCAUGUCUUGGAGCAGAAACGGGAGCCAUCUCGCCUUAUUGGCCUUCCACAGAGAGGACUCACUUCGAUGAUAUGGGACUCGGAGACACCGCUUCCGUCAACGAAACAAUAGACGGUUCCGAAUCUGCGCCCUGGAACGGGAACGGAAAUGUGAUGUUAGAGAGGUGUAUGAGCUGCAUGUCUAAGUUGGGUGCCCUGUCAAGGUCGUCAACAGCCGCUUUGACCCCGGGAGCGAAGCACUUCAAUCCCGCAUGGACAAUGGAAGAAAUAGAAGAGCCACGGCCUGAGAAUAUUCAAAAUGCUGAGCAGGCGGCGCCAGAUGUAUCUCAUAAGUCAAAAGCGGAUAGCGUCUGCAGAUGCGCAAUCGAGAAACUGCCCGAGAGGCCGCCAAAACCUAACAGAUUAGACUUGAAAUUAGCAAAGAAACCACCGCUGCCCGUUCCUGUUCGAUCGUUUAGCCACGCAUAUUUAUCAUCUAUUCAAGAAAAUUCGUCUCCAAAGAUAGGCCCUUAUGAAAACUAUGACGUACCAAAAAUACCUUCAGCUGAGGUGGAUGGUGAGUUUUACGAUACACCGAAGAGACUUAAGGAAUGUCUCAACAGUGAAUUAUUUAAAAUGACAAAAAGUUCUUCGGCCAACACGAUCGUGUUGAAAAAACCAUGCGGUUGUUUACUGAAAUUCGGUAAAAAAGCAAAACAACCGAAAAUUGUGGACUCGGAAGAAAACUUCCAAGCGUCGAGCUGCCCUUGUCAAAAGGUAACGGACUGGGCUAACAGUUGGAUCAAACUUCCAUAUUGUAAUAAGACCGUUGAAAAUACCGAAAACAUGAUGACUGAGACAGAGAACCUUACGCCCCACGUUGGUGACAAGAACGCUUUGUAUGCGACGAUAGAUCUUUCUAGAAAAACUAGAAGAAAAUCUCUCCAACUUGACUAUCAUUCGACUGACAGCGUAGAACAUAGAUCAUUAGAUAACCCUGAGAUCGACGACGGACCUCUAGCAAACUAUGAAAAUUUAAAUUUUGCUCUUUCCUUAGAAUACUACGAAAACGCCAAAGAUCUUUUAAAGAAGGCUGGCGUAACACAACACGAACUCGACGCUCUGAGCGCCAACCUCAAUUCGGCGGGCUCAAUUAAUGAAGCAAAAACAUGCACUUCAUGUGGACAUCCAGAAAGGGUGGAAAGGCUACGAGGUAUGACGACACACGACGAGUACCUUAUGAUGGAGCCUAACUCGAUAGAGAGCAAUAAGUACGAGCACGAGAAGAGUGGCUACACUCCAAUGUCACCGAUUAGCGGUUUCGCUUUUCAUACUCUAAAGCACCCCGCAAAGAGUCCGAUUGGCCGAUCGCUUGAUGAGAAAUCUGCGAGCAAUCCGACUCUGUGCGGUUCGGAAGAGUCGCGUCAGACACGUCCUGGCGUCAACGAUGGGGUUCAGCUUCGAGUGGCUCACGAGCGCACCGACUACAGGAAGAGGUCUAGUUCCGCGGACUCGUCGAGGUUUUUGGAAGAUGUGAAGGAGUUUGAAGGCAGUGUCGGUAGCCGUGGAUCUGCCUCGUCUAUAGAGACCCUCCGCGAUGGUGGCACGCGGGGCCCGACACCCGGAAAACACUCCGACGCUGAUAGCUCAGAAGCCUCCAAGAGCAAAGGGGGGAUCGCAGCCGCCGCUGGUAAUCGUGAUUCAUCGAGUUCCAACGACUCCGGAGUCUCGUCUUGGUCCUUGCGCGGUGAUCCGGCUGGAGGAGCCGCCGACUUUGAGCUACCGGCGACGACCGCAGCCACUCGUCGUCGCUAUAGAUCCGCAAGAAGAGCUCACGACCCACACGGCGCUCAUGAGAUGCCUCGUCGCUCGCGCUCAUCGUGCGGCGCAAGACAGGAAGAACCGCAACCUCAGAAGUGCUGUUCUGCAGAGGCCGAGGUCCCCGUACUCUCUGGCAAGACGUUGCGGAGCGUGGCUGACAGCCGCAGUACUUCAAGUGGGACCUCCGACAUGUCUGACUACAUCGAGACGCUGUCAAUAUGCUCCUCACAUUCCUCCUCAGACACGCCCGUUACAUUGAGAGUGGUUCGCCAGACGACUAGCACCCUCCGACCGCGCUCCGGCAAGGAGUACAGCCCGCUGGCGAGCGGUCUUCGGGCCGUCUCGCAGCCCUACCGCCAUCUGCCGUGA